This is a messenger RNA of Canis lupus familiaris (dog), 662 nucleotides long. It is a transcript of the gene FKBP11, whose product is annotated as FKBP prolyl isomerase 11. The coding region runs from base 27 to 641 and encodes 204 amino acids. NCBI's taxonomy places the organism in Eukaryota, Metazoa, Chordata, Mammalia, Carnivora, Canidae. Gene Ontology annotation, molecular function: peptidyl-prolyl cis-trans isomerase activity. The record is from RefSeq and is a predicted model, not a curated record. Gene Ontology annotation, biological process: protein peptidyl-prolyl isomerization. The transcript has 6 exons.
AGCCCGAGCCGGCCCCCCGCGCAGUCAUGAGCCCGCGCCCCUCGGCCCCCCGGCGCCGGCGGCUGCUGCUGCUGCUGCUGCUGCUGCUCGGCGGCGCGGUCGGCCGGGCCGAGGCGGAGUUUGAAACCGAAAGUCCCGUCCGGACCCUGCAAGUGGAGACCCUGGUGCAGCCCCCCGAGCCCUGCGCGGAGCCCGCUGCUUUCGGAGACACGCUGCACAUACACUACACGGGCAGCCUGGUGGACGGACGCAUUAUUGACACUUCCCUGACCAGGGACCCUCUGGUUAUAGAACUUGGCCAGAAGCAGGUGAUCCCAGGUCUGGAGCAGAGCCUUCUAGACAUGUGUGUGGGAGAGAAGCGAAGGGCAAUCAUUCCUUCUCACUUGGCCUAUGGAAAACGGGGAUUUCCACCAUCUAUCCCAGCGGAUGCAGUGCUGCAGUUUGAUGUGGAGCUGAUUGCACUGAUCCGAGCCAACUACUGGCAAAAGCUGGUGAAGGGCAUUUUGCCUCUGGUAGGCAUGGCCAUGGUGCCAGCCCUGCUGGGCCUCAUUGGGUAUCACCUAUACAAAAAGGCCAGCAGACCUAAAGUCUCCAAAAAGAAGCUCAAGGAAGAGAAACGAAACAAGAGCAAAAAAAAAUAAUAAAUAAUUUUUUUAAAUGUC